AUGCGACGGUACGGUAUUGCGUCGCCCGAAGCCAAGGGCGACGAGAAGUCGGCAACGGUGUUGAUUGGUGAAGCCAAGCAAUUGACAUGGCGGCUUGUUGCGAGAGAGAGGUCACACAUGCGCCCAACUCGACUGGCGGUGGGCAUGGUAAUAUAUGAGAUUCGGGUGCUGGCGAGCCGCAACGAGGAAGCGGGACAGAGCUCCGAGUCCAGAUCCGGCGUCUCGACGAGGGCCAGUCACCCUUUUGCCAAAGCGGCGGUUGUUCUCGCUGGGACCGCGAGGGAGGCAAUCUCGACAUUCGAGUUGGAGUGA
Messenger RNA from Colletotrichum spaethianum, 312 nucleotides. RefSeq lists its product as uncharacterized. The transcript has a single exon. Bases 1 to 312 code for a protein of 103 amino acids. Lineage: Eukaryota; Fungi; Ascomycota; Sordariomycetes; Glomerellales; Glomerellaceae. The record is from RefSeq and is a predicted model, not a curated record.